This is a messenger RNA of Papilio xuthus (Asian swallowtail), 821 nucleotides long. RefSeq names its product coiled-coil domain-containing protein 12. Bases 163 to 645 code for a protein of 160 amino acids. The transcript has 3 exons. Gene Ontology annotation, cellular component: post-mRNA release spliceosomal complex; U2-type spliceosomal complex. Lineage: Eukaryota; Metazoa; Arthropoda; Insecta; Lepidoptera; Papilionidae. The record is from RefSeq and is a predicted model, not a curated record.
UUUGUUGUGCGAGCUUGUUGCGAGCGGGAGAAAGUCUAAGAAAACCGCAAGAGACAAAAAAAUAGAAGUAUUUAGGAAAAAUAUUGAACUAAUAAAGAAUUGAUUACAAAAGACUUAUAAAAAUAAAUUCAAGGGGAAUCCGAAUUACCCCUGAAACGUAUUAUGGUUAUUCUAGAUACGAUGGAAAAUGUUGGUAGUUUAGAAGAACAAGCAUUGAAGAGAAAAGAAAGAUUAAAGAAUUUGAAACGAAAACAUCCUUCCGACGAGAACUCAUCAACAAAUACUUUAAAUAAUGAAGCAGUUGUACUUCCAAAGCCCAAAUUCAGGAGUUACAGGCCACAAGAUGAAACAUUACAGGAAGCUAAGCUGGAUGAUGCACAACCAGCUGUGGUUGAUAAUGAAGUAAAAGAUUUGCUUGAAGCGGGAAAAGAAAAGGUUGUAUUACAAGACCUAGAUAUAUCAAGUUUAGCCCCACGGAAACCCGAUUGGGAUUUGAAGCGGGAUGUGGCAAAAAAAUUAGAAAAACUGGAGAGAAGAACUCAAAAGGCAAUAGCUGAACUAAUUUGGGAGAGACUAAAAGAAGGUGCAGAUGAUAAUUUAGGAGCCAUGAUUACUAUGACUGAUAAAGUACCUGAUGAUGAUUAAUUUUUCUUACAAACACACAUCCAUACAUUAAUCAAUCUAUACAUUUCCAUUUUUAAUGUUAGAAUGUAUAACAUAAGAUUUUAUAUAGAUGUGUUUUCAACUAAUGUAUGCAUUUGAAAUUAAAAAAAACAGAAAUUUUGUGUUAUUGUUUUAAAAAUUUACGGUUACUUAAUAAA